Paramecium sonneborni is the source of this 2591-nucleotide messenger RNA. Lineage: Eukaryota; Ciliophora; Oligohymenophorea; Peniculida; Parameciidae. The record is from the annotation of a GenBank genome assembly.
AUGGAAAAGGCAAAAAAUGUUAGAUGUUUGGAUAGUAAUAAUGUUAAAAAUCUGCUGAUAUUUUUUAAUAGUUUGAUAAUCUUUGCUUAAGUUAUUGAAAAUCUGAUUUAAAGCAGAGGACCAUUUACUUUGACUUGUUUGAUUUUUGUGUUGGUAAUGAUAAUUUAUCAAACACUAUCUUUUUACUAUAAGACAAUAAGAACAUAGUUGAUCAUAUAUUGUUAAUAUUUUAUGAUCACACUAUUUUCUGUAGAAUUACAAAUCGACGCUUUGUUUUUAAUUUUCUAAUAAUUAGCAAUUUUCGACAUAGUUGUUUUCAAUAGAAAUGAAAAAAAAAAAAUAGUUUAAAACGUACUGUUUUUUGGGGCGAUAGUUAUAAAUACAUAUGUUUUCAUUCGAGUUGGAUUUCAUGAUUUACAAUUUACUGAUUUAAUAAAAGCAUUAUGCUAAUCAAUCUUACUGAAAUUAUUAUUGUAUAAUUUCAAAUAAGAAAACAAGGAGCAAGGAGAUUAGAUUAAAGAAAACCAAAAAUUAAACAAUUAAGAAAUGGAGCCUUCAGUGCCUCGAAGCAUCAAUUUAGAAUAUGAAUCAUAAGAUUCUUCUAAACUUUUUAAGACCUUUGAUGUAUUACCAGAAGGAAUAAUAAUACUUGAAAAAAAUACUAAAGAGGAUUUUACAAUUAAAUAUUCAAACUCUGCAGCAAAAUAUCUCAUAGAUGCUGAUGAUUAAGAUUAAUUAUUAUCUGAACUCUUAGAUUUGAAGAGUGUAUCUCCAAAGUAAAAAAGUGAAGAGCAUUUAUACAAAUACUCAUUCAGUAUUCAAUCUUAAUAGAGUGUUAGAAGAAAUAGUUUUAAAGUAAUACCAAAAUAAUAACCAUAUAUUAAGUCAGCAUUUAAGUUUUCUUAGUAAUUUAUAGUAGAGAAUCAAUCGUGUUCGUAAAGAUAAGAAUUUUUAUAAUAGCCUUAAUCUAAUCACGAUUUCUGUUUAUAAUUUCCUCCUGUGCAAAUAAUAUUCCCAGGUUCAUAAAUGAAAACUGAGAAUAUGAAUAAUCCAAAUUCUCCUUCGAUACAUUAUGCAACUUAAAAUAAGAAAUCCUUAGAUGAUAUAGAUUCAUUCCAUUUUCUUUUGAUAUAGAUUUGGAUAUAAUUACAUACAUUAGUUAAAGAAAAGGUGCUUAAUUAUCAAAAUUAACCUCUCUAUUACAUACAUGAGAGUGAUGCCUUCUUAACAAGUAUAAAAAAGUUUUAAAAGAAAUAAUGUUUGGAUUUAAAAGUGUUUAGUGCAAUUCAUUACAAUAAACCAUUGUUGGUUAUAAUCCUUAGAGAUGUAAAUCAUAAGGAUUACAUAAAACUGUUAAAAGAUUAUAACUCAUAAAAAUCUAAGACCUUAUCUUUCGUAAGUCAUGAGUUUCGAACUCCAUUAACAUGUAUAAUUUAAAUGCUUGAAGAAGUUAUUGAAAAUAAAAGCAGUAAUUAAUUUAAUCAGCAUUGGAUAAUUCUAAAUACAUACUAAAUCUUUCAAAUGACUUAUUAGAUUUGGCAUAAAUAAGAGCUGGUAAAUUUAAGAUUCGAAAUACCCUAUUUAAUUUAAAAUCUAUUCUUAGGGAUUGUCUGAAUAUGUUUGAGAUUUAAGCCAUGAAAAAGAAUAUUUAAUUGAAUUAUUAUUAUGAUAAGUCUUUGCCAACAGAAAUAUGGAGUGAUUUAAAUAGAAUCAGAUAGAUUACAGUAAAUUUAAUAGGGAAUGCAUUAAAAUUCACUUUGGAAGGUUCAAUUACUCUCAAAGCUUAUCUUGACAGUCCUAAUGAAAUUUGUAUAGAGGUAAAAGAUACAGGGGUUGGAAUGAGAGAAGAAGACUAACCUAAAUUGUUUAAAGCAUUUGCUAAAAUUGAAAAUAAAGAAGCUAGUUAAAUGAAUGCUUAAGGAGUAGGAUUAGGAUUAUUAAUUAGCAAUUCAAUAGCUACAUAAUUAAAUUCUGAAUAAAGAGGUUUAGGGUUUAGAUCAGUUUAUUAAGAAGGUACAACUUUUUGUUUUUUAGUAACAAAUAAUAAAUCAAAUUACUCAGAUGAAAUAGAAAAUUAUGAAGAUUCAAAAAAAGAAAUAGAUGUAGAUUUAGAGACUAAAUUAAACGAUUUUAGAAGAUAGUCUUAAACUGAAAAGAAAUUUAUUCUCUAAAAAAAUUUCUGUUCUUGUCCUUAAAUUUUAUUAGUUGAAGACAAUCAUUUUAAUGUAGAUUCGUUUUUACUAAAAUUCAAUCGAACGUUUUAAUCUUUAAUAAAACUGGAUUAUACAAUUUCUGGAUAAUUGGCUGAACAAAAAGUUUAAUCAAGAUUUUUAAGAUAAUAACAUAUUUGUCAUCCUUAUAAACUUAUUUUUAUGGAUGUCGAAUUGCCAAUAUAAAAUGGAAUAGUAACAUCCAAAAAUAUAAAGAAUUUCUAUAAAACAAUGAAUGUUCCAAUAACAAUAGUUGGUUGUAGUGGCUAUGCAGAAGAAAAAGAAAAAAGAGAAUGUCUAUAAUAUAUGGAUGAUUAUAUUGUAAAACCAGCUACUAAAUCUGAUUUAGAAAGAAUAAUAAAUACUUACUUUUUUAAAUGA